Messenger RNA from Didymosphaeria variabile, 1275 nucleotides. RefSeq lists its product as uncharacterized. NCBI's taxonomy places the organism in Eukaryota, Fungi, Ascomycota, Dothideomycetes, Pleosporales, Didymosphaeriaceae. Bases 1 to 1275 code for a protein of 424 amino acids. The transcript has a single exon. The record is from RefSeq and is a predicted model, not a curated record.
AUGGACCCUCCACGCUCGCAGUCCACGCGCCGCUCCUACCCCAACCUGCACAACCUCUCGCUGGCCCCACUAAGCAGCCAGUAUCCACUCGAUGCCUCCGCACCCCCAUCCCCAGACGAGGACCGCAUCUACACCCCGCGUACCUCGUAUAUUGCGCAAAAGAGCGCGCCCACCACCCCGGGAAUCCUCAGCCUGAGCCAGAGCCGCAGCAGCUCGCGCAAUGGCAGGCGCAAUAACAAAGCAUAUGCCUACGACGGCUACUUCAUGAACCCGGAUGUGCCUGUAAGGGACGCGGGCCAUGUUCCAAAGGCGAAGAGCACCACCGCGCUCCUUCCAGGCGUGAGCUUUGCGGACCAGCCCAAGCUUCAGGGCCGGCAUCACGCGCGGAAGGGCACCGCGCCGCUGCCUCUACGUCCCGCCCACCUUCGACACCACACCGGCGAGUCAACGAACGAGUGGUUCCAUCGCGCAGGCAUGGUAAUAGCUGGAGAGACAAGAGACUCCAAGGGACAGGGCUGGCUGGUGCGCAGGGAGAGCUCCACGAGUUUGGUCCACCAGAGCGACGGCUACGAGGAGUAUCCGUCCCAUGAGGGUCGGCACAUGGCGUUGCUGUCUGGCGAGCAUCUAACCGACGUCGAGUACAGCAUCUUCACACCGCGCUACUCGAGGGCCGGCAGCCGUGCUCAAAGCCGUGUGCAGAGCCGUGCUGUGAGUCGUGCACCUAGCGCGCGCACAAGUCGAAGAGGAUCCCGCGUGGGCAGCCGCGCCGAUCUCACCAUGACUGCCGGCCUGCGGACACCCAGCGCGCGCCAUAGCCUGGAGAUGGAAGACGCCAUGUUCGAGGAGGGUCCCCUAGAAGCGGACUUCGUCGAGGCUGAUGAAGAAAACGAGGGCGACGAGGAGGAAGUUGCUCGUUUGGCGCGCGAGCGUGGUUUCGGCCUUGGUACCUGGGUAGACAGACUAAUGGGUUGGACGCUGUUCAGCGUGGACGAAGAUGGCGAAGAGUCGUCUUCAGAAGAUGAAGAAGAGGGCGAAACGCCCCGACCUGAGAACAUGACGAAGGAGGAGCUGAAGCUCAGGCGGGAGGUCGAGGCCAAGCGGAGGAAUCUUGAGCGUGAGGCUAUCAUCGCGGCAGCGGCUGUUCAGGCGCCGAAUGACAGAGAUAAAGCGAGUGAUGAGGCUGGAGCUGCUGUGAGACCGACUCUGGGUGAGGAAGGUGGAGGCUGGGCCGAUGCAGCAUGGCUUGUCAGCGUUGCCGCGAAGGUUUUGUUGUAA